AUGUUGCCUGGAUUUAGAUUUAACCCUACUGAUCAAGAACUUGUGGGCUUCUAUCUUCUCCACAUCAACAACCGUCAAGAUUCUGCUAGGGAGUUUCCUGUUCCAUUCUGCGAUUUCUACGGUGACGAAGAGCCUUGGCAAAUUUGGGAAAGAUUCGGUGGAGAGCAGAAGAAUAAUCUUGAACGUCUCUUCUUCCACACCAAGCUAAAGAAGAAAGCUACGAGGGGCACCGGCACCAACAUUGAUCGCAAGUUUGGCUCUGGAGGCGGAGGAUGGCACGGUGCGACUUCCGGUGAGAAAUCACCCAUUCAUGUUUCUGAUUUAGUAGGCUACAAGAAGAGUUUCAGUUAUUGGAACAAAUCGAGACCGGACCAAGACCGCUGUUGGAUCAUGACGGAGUACAGUGUGGAGGGAAGGGGCUGGGAUUUUGUGAUUUGUGAACUCAAACCUGGCAGAAAACACACAGAGAAAAGAAAGCAGGAGGCUGCGGUACUUGAGAGUGGAGAGAAACGAUGCCGGAUUGAACAACACAAUGGAGAGGCUGUUGCGACUCUAACUGAUGAAGACAAAGGAUGCAGGAUCGAACGUACAAAUUAUGAAGAUGAGGGUGGAGUUUAUUUGCAAGAGAAUGAAGAGGGUGGAGUACAUGCAAAUUAUUAUGAUGAUAAGGGGUUAGCUCCACCUGGAAGCAAUGAAGAAUUUGCAGUUGAAGAUGUACUCUCAUCUUUCUGGGAUUAUCUGAAUGACGGUCACAAUUCUGAGGUGGUGACUGGUGAUUAUAUCUCAGAGCUGCUGCCGCCUUCUUCAGAGCCACCGCUGCCUUCUUUCGAGACGCCGUUGCCCCCGUAUAUUCAAUAA
Mercurialis annua (annual mercury) is the source of this 858-nucleotide messenger RNA. Its product is annotated as NAC domain-containing protein 105-like. Gene Ontology annotation, biological process: regulation of DNA-templated transcription. The coding region runs from base 1 to 858 and encodes 285 amino acids. The transcript has a single exon. Gene Ontology annotation, molecular function: DNA binding. The record is from RefSeq and is a predicted model, not a curated record. Lineage: Eukaryota; Viridiplantae; Streptophyta; Magnoliopsida; Malpighiales; Euphorbiaceae.